AUUUUCCUUUCUUUUCCCUUCCACUUUCCCCAAAGCCAAACAGAAAAUUAGAAACCUCAACUGCGAAAAGUGUGAGCGAUGAGGAAGCUGAGGAGAAAAUUGAGAAAUUCACAGGACGACGACUUCUCUCUACCCACUUGGGACGAUCCUUCCCUCAACGAUUCUCGCCCCAUGGAUACUCAAGAGCAAGAGGAGUUGGUUCGUGAAAUGGAGAAGAGUCAAGCUCAACAGAGUCGGUUAUGGAGGGUUUUGUUUGCAUUGCUUCUCUUUUGUUUCGCGGUGUUUCUGUUGUACUCAAUCUGUCAGCAGGUUCUGUCUCCUUGGGAAUUGUCAGAUGGGCAACUACUGGUUAUAUGUGAUUUUGCGGCUAUGUUAAUCUGGAAAAUGUGUUUACUCAUGAUGAAAUUGUCACAUUUUGAUCUUGAUCAACAGCAUUAUCAUGCUUAUUUCAUGGAAGAGAUGCUCUCAUGGAUGAUUAUAUCUGCAGAUUGGCUAGCUGUUGUAGCAUAUUCAUCAGCUAUCAUAGGAUUGCUUCAUGAUUCAAAGCAUCACCGCCAAUGGAUUUGGUACUCACUCUUUACUGGCAUUGUACUUGCGGCUUUCUGGCUGUAUUACAUGUUGAGAUUGCCAAGGUUCCGCUGGGAUGUAAUCUGGCUUCCAUUUGGACCUCUAAGCGGAGCAGCACUGGCUCUGUACGUUGAUCAUCUGCUAACUGAGUCAUCAGAAGAGAUAAGAAAGCUUCGAGGCUAUAUGGAGAGGGAGAGGGAGAGGGAGCUCGUACAAGCUUGAUUCUCGAACUGUGUUAAUCACAUGGAAAUUCCUGGUUGAACUCGAAGGCGUCAAACUUUUGGGACCUGCUGGCUUUUAUGUCGCACGAACGAUAAUAUCAUAAAAGGUAAUGCUAGGGAGAUCAAUUUUGUAAAAGACUACAAAAAUUACUAUUUGUAAAAGUACGUCUUAUUAGUGUAAAAGCGUUAUCUAAACCGUCAAGGGAGGGGUCAUAUUUUUUCUACGA
Malus domestica (apple) is the source of this 1015-nucleotide messenger RNA. Lineage: Eukaryota; Viridiplantae; Streptophyta; Magnoliopsida; Rosales; Rosaceae. The record is from RefSeq and is a predicted model, not a curated record.